AACAGCUAAGACCUGACCCCCCUGACUUGCACCAGAUCCUCCAGAUAGAUCCAGACACCUUGAGACAGGAGACCCUAGUGGACCCUGACCUGGCUAGGCUUAGGCAGCCUGACCUGGCUAGGCAGACGUUCGGGAACCAGGAGAAAAGGG
Molecule: messenger RNA, 150 nt
Organism: Pelobates cultripes (western spadefoot toad)
Lineage: Eukaryota; Metazoa; Chordata; Amphibia; Anura; Pelobatidae
Source: the annotation of a GenBank genome assembly